Manduca sexta (tobacco hornworm) is the source of this 1331-nucleotide messenger RNA. RefSeq lists its product as uncharacterized. Bases 43 to 801 code for a protein of 252 amino acids. Gene Ontology annotation, molecular function: copper ion transmembrane transporter activity. The record is from RefSeq and is a predicted model, not a curated record. Gene Ontology annotation, cellular component: membrane. The transcript has 4 exons. NCBI's taxonomy places the organism in Eukaryota, Metazoa, Arthropoda, Insecta, Lepidoptera, Sphingidae. Gene Ontology annotation, biological process: copper ion transmembrane transport.
GCAAAUUAAAACAUAAAUAUAUUUGCCAGGGAACAAGGCAACAUGGAGCCUACGACGAGCCGCAACGCGAGCACGGGUCAGGUCAGCAGGUGGGCGUCUUUCAAGAUACGUACACUGGUAAACGCGCAUCAGUCGGCCGUGUUCGUGGUGCACAACGUGGUGGGCUACCUGUUGAUGCUGGCGGUGAUGGUGUACAACGUGCAUCUGCUACUCGCAGUAGUGUUCGGCAUGAUGCUCGGUUAUUUCCUGUUCGGCACGCAGCUCACACGCUUGCAGAUGCAGUGCUUCAGUACCAAAAGAGUCAUCAUAUGCACUCCUGAAUGCGAUGAUACCGCGGAAAACACAACACCACCUCUAUUAGACUCGUCGUUAAGCUCAGAAUCGGACUUCUUCAUCUGCCAGACACGCACGUGCAUACAACCGUCGCACUACUUCCCCUCCACGCCGCAAGAUGGCGCCGGCGAGAGCAGCUGCCACUACGGCGCCAAGAAAUGCCCCUCAAAAGUAGCACGGGUCAAGAAAACUCAACCCCAUUGCCACACAGAGAAUGAGAAAGAAGAUACUCCCAGUGUGGAAGAUGUUGAACUCUUGAGGUCGGAGAGAUCGUGUUGGAAGCAAGACCCACCGCCAGAGGAGAAGUGUUGCGGUAAAGAGGUCAAGGCGGUGGUUCACGAGCCAAAGUCUUGUUGUAAAAAGAAAGAAGAUGAAGACAGACAAGAAGUGAGAGAGCAGAGUCCUCAAAUAACGUGCUGCCAUAAUAAGAAGACUUCUACUGAGAGUCAAGAGCAGAUUGUGAAGUGACUUCGUUUCUGUUUCGUAUACAGGGUGAUGUGAAAUUGAUAAGUUUUAAGAAAUGAUUAGGGCGCUGUCUUUCUCUCUAAUGUUUGAAUACUUGAAUAAUUUAUGUCUAUACUUUGUGGGUCGUCCGUCCUUAUGUAAAAGGCCUUCGGGUGUCUUGUCUUUCUUACGCACAGGGCAUCAAGCGUCGCCGCGUCCAGAACAAAAAGAAUACGUACUAUAUUAGUUAUGUCGAUUGCUUUGUGGGCAAUUAAGACAGUGAAUUAUGUAAUAAUAUUGAUGAGUUUGAGUUUAAUGAAAGAAAUUGAUAAAAGCUUUUAGAAUAUAAAAUAGAAAGAGUGCUUUAUGGUAUCGUGACAAGACAAUAAAUUGUCUAUGGAAAGGCUGUGCCCAAUAUUAAAUAUGACCGAUGAUUACUCAAUGGAUUUUGUGCAAAUACGACCUGUUUCAAAAGGGCCUUUAAUACAGAUAAUAAUGUAGUGAAUGUCUUUGGGUCUAUUUAAAUAAUGUUUUGCAAUAAUAAUCUUGCCCUA